ACGUCCCCUGUUCUCUUAUUGGCUGUUCUCAGUCUCUUGUGUGUAUGUGUAAGCUUUAAAUAGUGUGUUGCCUCAUGAAUUGAGCAAUACUAAGGGGGUGACUACAGUUUAGGGUAAGAGUGCAGGUUACUAGUGGUAAAAUGGCUCCAUUAGGACUCAUCUUGGUCUCAUCAGCACUGCUGGCUGGGGUCUGCGCUGCAGGACCACAGGUAUUAAAAGUUACAACCAUCAAGGAGGAACCGUAUGCAAUGUCCAAAGGCUCUGAACUGGAGGGCUUCUGCAUUGACCUGCUAUCAGCUGUCUCAAAGAAAUUAGAUUUUAAGUAUGAUAUUCAGCUCGUGAAGGACGGCCGGUAUGGCACCACAGAUGACAGCGGCACCUGGAACGGCAUGAUUGGAGAAGUUGUCAGAGGAGAAGCAGACAUCGCUGUGGCGCCUCUGACUCUUACAGCUAAACGUGAGACAGCUGUGGACAUGACCAAACCCUUCAUGCAGACGGGUCUUAGUUUCAUCUUAAGGAAAGACUUAGCCUCUGAUGACUCGCAGUUCCUCAGCCUUCUUAACCUGUUCUCCACUGAGAUGUGGAUGGGUAUUCUGGUCGCCUACCUGCUGACCUCCAUCUGCAUAUUCUUAGUGUCGCGGAUUAGCCCCUGUGAAUGGGAGCAACCAGAGAAAGAAAUGAAUUUCUUCACGCUCUCACACAGUUUUUGGUAUACUGUGGGAGCACUGACCCUUCAAGGUGCUGGCCCUCACCCCAAGGCUCUUUCGGGACGAGUUAUUACCGCUGUCUGGUGGCUGUUUUCAUUAGUGCUGCUUGCAUGUUACUUCGCCAACCUCAGUUUAUGGCUGCAUUCAGACAACCAGCAACUGUCGAUCAAGAGCUUUGAAGAUCUCGCUAAUCAAAACGUCAUUGAAUAUGGCACCAUUAAAGAUUCUUCCUCUUUUAACUUCUUCAAGAACUCAAACAACCCCACAUACCACAGGAUCUAUGAGCACAUCAAGAAAGCUCAGAGCUAUUCACUCAGUGCAGAAGAAGGAUUCCGCAAGGCUCAGAAAGGCAACUAUGCCUUCAUCGGCGAAUCUGUGUCCCUCGACCUGGCAGUGGCAAGAUACUGUAACCUCACACGCGCCCCAGAGAUCAUCGGCAUGAGGGGGUACAGCAUCGCUGCGCCUUUAGGCUCUCCUUUGGUGAAAAACCUAAGUGUUGCCAUUCUGCGCCUGAGCGAGUCUGGUGAGCUGGAUUAUUUCCGCAGUAAGUGGUGGGCUAGCAGUUGUGUGGGAAAAAAUGGCAAGGGUGCUCCACUGAAGCCUACCAGUCUGAAGGGAAUCUUCUUGUUACUGGCGCUUGGUCUGGGACUGGGGCUUUUCUUGGCUCUAAUGGAACUGGCCGCCAAAUCACGCAAAACUGCUAACACUCAGCAGAAGUCCUGCUGCUCUGUGAUGUCUGCUGAACUCAGUCAGCGCUUCAAAGGUGGUGAGGCGACGACAUCGGAGUCCUCUGAGAAAAGCAAAGCCUAAAGAGCAAAGCCCCAACAAAGCACUGAAACAUGCAUUUAAUCACUUAAUGCUCAUUAUAUGUACAACAAAGUUAUUCACUACUAACUAAACUGGGUGGGUGAAACGCAGGACACAUUUCAUUUGUUCACAAAUCGAAGAAAAAAAAAUAUAUGUAAGACUAUAAGGGCUUUUUUUAACGAUUUAAACAACAUUUGUGUCAAAUUGCAGCACAAUGCAAUAUAAUUUCUUUUGUAAUUUUUGAGUAAAAUAUGACCCAUGUGUUUGACAAAUUUCAUGCAAUUCACCCAGGUAAUCAUCCUGCAUUUAGACAGAAUGUGGCUCUAUUAAUUUUAUUAAUCAGUAUGAUCAGUUAGCAGUUACUACCCAAAAGUUUGAAAGCGCCCAAAAUUCUGACCAAGCACAUUUGACCUGCUUAUUUCUAGAUUACUGUGAUCAGCCCUUUUGCUGUUUUAAUAGCAGAACAAUGUGAGUUAUGAAUAAAACUGUGAUAUCAUUAAAAAUGGAAGAGAAGAUUGCAUACAGAUAUGUUCGAACAUUUUCUUUCAUUUCUAUUAUAAUAAAAUGAUGCAUGCAAAAAUUCUGCUAUGACUAACUAUAUAUACACAGUAUCCAGAGAAAAAUUCAGUUUCUUAUUUUAUGUACCAUCGUUUUAUGUUAGAGAAUUUUCUUAACAAAAAUAAAAAGCUGGAAUAUGCUGUUUGCAUAUUUAA
Labeo rohita (rohu) is the source of this 2227-nucleotide messenger RNA. RefSeq lists its product as uncharacterized. Gene Ontology annotation, cellular component: plasma membrane; AMPA glutamate receptor complex; postsynaptic membrane. Bases 141 to 1517 code for a protein of 458 amino acids. NCBI's taxonomy places the organism in Eukaryota, Metazoa, Chordata, Actinopteri, Cypriniformes, Cyprinidae. Gene Ontology annotation, biological process: synaptic transmission, glutamatergic; modulation of chemical synaptic transmission; monoatomic ion transport. The transcript is spliced from 10 exons. Gene Ontology annotation, molecular function: AMPA glutamate receptor activity; transmitter-gated monoatomic ion channel activity involved in regulation of postsynaptic membrane potential. The record is from RefSeq and is a predicted model, not a curated record.